AUGCAUGGGCCAGGGAUGCGACAUUCUGCAAAAUGCCGCAAGAUCAAGGAGGAGCAGGAUAAGGAGGCCACGCAGGUCCACGACAACAUGGAGUACACGCCCUCAGAACCACCCGACAUGGAACAACAUGGUGAUCAGGACAUGCGUGCGCGUGAAAGCGACAUGGAGGUAGAAGAAUCAAAUGUGCAAGAACCUACACCCGAAAUAGCAUCCGAAUCCAGUAAGGAUCAAAAGGGGGUAAAGCGCAGUGCAGAUGUUAGUGCUGAGGAUCUAGAACAGGAGUUGCGCGAGGAGGUUCGAGAUAUUGAGUAUAUACAAGGCCUACAAUGGACGGAAACGGCAACCCCUCUUUGGAUUGUGGCAUCGCAUGCGCAUGAGUCGGACUUGACGUCACCAGCAUUUUACACCAUGUCUGUGAAUUCCAUCAAGUUUGAUCCAAACAAGGAACAUGUUUCGACUAGGAUCAAGCUUGGCGGAAGUUAUGUCUUGAUUUGGAAACCGGACGAGGUCAUCGACGACAGUUCCCUUGAGAGCCUGAGUCCAGAACUGGGCUAUCAAGGCAUGGUUGAGGAGGUCAAUAACAUGGAGGCAUGCAAGGCAGGUCGUUUGGCUGAUGGAUAUGAGGAGCUUAAGCUAUGGUUGUCGCUCAUUGGGGUGAAGCAAGCAGACCCGACGCAGGCAACGGAAGCAGCAUUGAGAGCAGUUCUCAGGUAUCUCAUGGGUCAUAGGCACAUUGAGAUACGCUUGUCUUGGUUGCAGAGCAAGAUCGCAGAGCAGCAGAUUCAGCUCAGGUUCAUCCCUGGAGUGUCCAACGCAGCAGACAUGUACACAAAGCAGGCAGAUGGAUUCAUGGGCAUGCUUCAACGCCCUGCUCGAGUGGAAGUUGCAGCAGAGCACUCAUCGGUUAGUGUGCGAGCCAUGGCAGCUGAUGAUCAGUUUGACCUUGUUGGUCUGACUGAAGAAGAGCAGAGCAUGCUCACGAUGCUUGUUGCCAAAGCAUCUAUGGGAAAGGGUUCAUCGUCUGCUGAGCUUGGGGCUAUGACGGAUGCACCGAAGCGGCGUGGCGAUGAGAUUGAAUCCAGGCCGAAGGCAAGGGGCAUCGGCACCUAUGCUUCAAUCCCUGUGCCACCAGCACCGGAGCUUGGGGAAAAGAUGGUGACCAUCACCUUUCCAGAAGGCAUCGCAGAUUUGCCGACAUGGGGAGCAACCUUGAUGACAUGUGGCCCGGUGGCAUCUGAGCGGCUUUCGUAUGAGGAGUUGCGAUCAUCGGAGAAUGCAGAGCAUGUGCAGUAUUGCAAAUGGUUGAUGGCACGAGCAACUACGAUGAAAGGGCAAUUCGAUGUGUUCAUUCGAAGGAUGAUAACUCAUUAUAAUCCCAGAAGAGCAGGGAGCGUGUGA
Durusdinium trenchii is the source of this 1398-nucleotide messenger RNA. NCBI's taxonomy places the organism in Eukaryota, Dinophyceae, Suessiales, Symbiodiniaceae. The record is from the annotation of a GenBank genome assembly.